AUGACCAACAUCAAUACAUUAAAAUCCUCUGCAUUGAUACCUGGCGAACCAGAAUACAAAACAGAAUUCCAUGAGCUAAACUUAGCUCUUUUAAAUAUACCAAAAGAUGUCGAUGUGAGGAAACUCGUUCGUUUUAGGCCAUUACAGCCUAGACAUUCUGUUGCAUUGCAAGAUAUGCAUUCUCAACUCUUUCCGAUUCGUUAUGACUCCAAAUUUUUCGAAGUGGCUUGUGCCACCGAAAAUGACUCGAUAUUCGAUACACAUUGUUAUUGGAGUUCAUUCAAUCUCUCUUCUUACAAUAGCCAUUGGGAUGACAAUCAGAUAAUGGGAAUAGGACUCUUUUUUCCGAAAAAAUAUUUGGAUUACAACAAAAGAACUAGGCGUUAUGAUAUUGAUGGAUAUCUUGCAUAUCUGAAAGAUUCUUCCUUGUACUAUAAUAUAUAUGAUCACACUUUAGAUCCCACUUAUUAUGAUCCUGAAUUUGAUGAAUACAUUGUUGGAUUUGCCACAAUAUUGAUAAAUCUAGACAUCACAAACAACCUGAUUUCAGACGAAGACUAUUACAUUUUAUAUAACUAUUACAAAGAUAAGCUGGGUCCCGCUAUUAGAAAUAAUCAGUCACCAUCAAAUAGCAAUUCACAGUAUCAGGGCAAUCCCGAGAAGCACAUUACUGACUGUAUGAAGCUCAACGUCUCUUUCAUGGACAAGACAUUCUAUCAGGUCAUAUACAACCAAUUGUACAAUAAUGAUGCAUUGUUAAAGUAUAUUAAAAGGUUCAACAUGAAUGAUCUUAAGACGUUAUAUAUCCUAAGUGCGGGUGUAACAUUAGGUUUACGUAGGAGGCUUUUAGGAACUACUUUAAUACUAUUCAUACAGGUUACGGUUUAUUUUGUUCACUUUAAUCUUUUUCUGUUCGAAAAUAAAUUCUAUCAUUCUCUAGCCUAUUCGGAGGCAUUUAAGCAACAUUUGACUGUGAACAGGAGAUUGCUGGAGAGCAUACAAUUCCACUAUAAUACUUUGUCCUUGGGUAAUAAACACGUUAAUCUCUAUUAUGAUCAUGUUUUAAAUUAUAGAAAGCAUUAUAUAGGAAACCACGAUAUCAAAGAAAAUGAGCUAAUUGAAUAUGAUACGCAUAAAAGUACUAAUUCUGACAAAGAUGAUUUGCAAAUGCCACUGGCACUAUACUUGCACACAAUAUCAUACAAUAAUCAAGCAUCAGAUAUGUACAAACGGUUAAACUUCUAUAAAAUUACAACCAUUGAAAACUAUUAUACAAUUAGAGAAACAAAAUAUGCAGCAAACUUUCUUGCUCAUUUCAUAGUUUCUCCAAAAAAUGCAGUAUGA
This is a messenger RNA of Theileria equi strain WA, 1344 nucleotides long. RefSeq lists its product as hypothetical. Lineage: Eukaryota; Apicomplexa; Aconoidasida; Piroplasmida; Theileriidae. Bases 1 to 1344 code for a protein of 447 amino acids. The transcript has 2 exons. Gene Ontology annotation, cellular component: Golgi membrane. The record is from RefSeq and is a predicted model, not a curated record. Gene Ontology annotation, biological process: N-terminal peptidyl-methionine acetylation. Gene Ontology annotation, molecular function: histone acetyltransferase activity; protein-N-terminal amino-acid acetyltransferase activity.